AUGUCAAAUCAGAACCCGGAGUCGACAAAUUCCCGAGAGGAGCGCCCGAAAUGGCAGGAGGAAGGUUUCAAUUCUCAUCAAGAAUGGCAAGACUGGCUAAAUGAGUCUGAAGCCACUGAUAAUGCAUACGACGCCCAGGCGGAGGCGCCGCCGCCUGAUGACAGGGAAGAGGAUGAGGGCUUCGACGAGGAGUUCGUUAGCGAGCAAGACUCAGAAGACGAAGACGAAGACGACGACGACGAAUCGGAAAGCGGUGAGCCUGGAAAACACGUCGAUUCCGAAGAUGACAGCAGCUCCGACGAACAUCUCGAGGCUGCAGACAACGGAGAGCCUGGAGUAGACGACACUUCAAAUGUCGACGAGACUGUGCUCACUUCUAUUUACGGCUUCGCGCACGACAAGAACAAAGAAUAUGCUCUCGUCGAGCACUCAGCUCGCGGAGCUCUCAACGCUAUCACCAUAGCUCUUCAAGACAUCAUAAACAGGAGCCAGGCCCGACAAGGUGACCCACAGAGUCUUGCGAAAGAGAUCAAGAGCGCCUUUGCCACGACUUUACCUACGUAUCUAAGCGUCCAGGCAGUGCUCCAAGGUGGACAACAAGUCAGUCUUUCUCAAGGAAUCAGCGGUUCCCAGGGAGACGAAGACGUCAACAGCGACAAUGAGGAGGAAGUUCAAGAGAUAACGACACCACAUCCCGACUAG
Alternaria ventricosa is the source of this 702-nucleotide messenger RNA. RefSeq lists its product as uncharacterized. Bases 1 to 702 code for a protein of 233 amino acids. The transcript is spliced from 3 exons. NCBI's taxonomy places the organism in Eukaryota, Fungi, Ascomycota, Dothideomycetes, Pleosporales, Pleosporaceae. The record is from RefSeq and is a predicted model, not a curated record.